This is a messenger RNA of Phyllostomus discolor (pale spear-nosed bat), 2845 nucleotides long. It is a transcript of the gene PLEKHS1, whose product is annotated as pleckstrin homology domain containing S1. The record is from RefSeq and is a predicted model, not a curated record. Bases 394 to 1794 code for a protein of 466 amino acids. Lineage: Eukaryota; Metazoa; Chordata; Mammalia; Chiroptera; Phyllostomidae. The transcript is spliced from 14 exons.
UGUUGUUGUUGUUGUUGCUUAUUGCUAGACAGCUGGAAUGCCCAGGGCACUUCUGUCCAAGCCACAAGGAGAAGUCCCUGGGCUACCAGCUUCCUUUUCAGCGUGGGGCAAGGGUAAAAUCUGUCCUAAGACUGAAGUCGGGGAACUUCCUGUUGGUUCAAAUUUCAAACAGAGCUUGUCCUUCGAUCCUCCCCCUGGCACUCAGCGCCGAGGGAGCAGGUGCGAACUCCAGAAACCCAAGGAGAGGGCACUUGGCUGAGCACUGAACCAGUGACCUCCUGGCUUCCAGGGUUCUUCUAUCAGGGCGGGAGCAAAGUCCAGGGAAGACAGAGCCUUCGGUCAUCCUAGCGACAUCUCCACACAACUGCCACUGGGGGAAAGCACGCAGCCACAAUGGAACCCAAACCUCAGAAGAGUCCAGGCAAACACUUUCCAUAUUAUGAGAAUGAAGUGUGCAAACAGGACUACUUUAUUAAGUCCCCACCGCCUCAGCUUUUCUGCUCAGCGGCCUCUUGGAAAAAGCGGUUUUUUAUUCUGUCAAGGGAUAGGGAAAACGGCUUUAACCUUUCUUACUACAAAGACCACCAGCGCCGAGGUUUCAUUAAGAUUGAUCAAAAUUCUCAUGUAGAAGCCGGCAUAAGUAGCCACGAGAAAAUGCAAGCUGCACAGAAGAUGUUUAAGUGCCAGCCCGACGAGGUCAUGUCCAUCAGAACGGCCAGCAGGGAAUACUUCCUCAUCAACUAUGACAGGGAGAAGAUUAAAGACUGGGUCUCCUUCAUGUCAUCGUUUUGCCGGGAUAUUAAAGCAGCGCACCCGAAUACAGAGCAGGACAAAUGCUCAUUGAGCAACACCAGGCCCUAUCCAGACCCCAGCCCUCUCCUUGGUUCUUCCAGCACAUUGGGGACUGUCACCUCCACCUCACCAAGAAACACUCUUCCAGACACGCACAUCACGGAAAGAAGUUCUCCAGGACUCGGACGACCUCAUCUACCACAUGACUUCUCGCCAGAGACCACGCAAGACACGGAAGAGAGUCAUUAUGUCAGCCCUCGAAGUAUUCUUUUAGAGUUGGAUAAUAUCAUUGCUUCCCACGAAUCUGAUGACUCCCUGGCACCUGGCAGUCCAGACCAGGACUCCAAGAAGAUUGAGCAUCUUUACAUGUCAAUGAAAUCCUGUUUGUUGAAAGACACAACCGAGGAGUCUGCUGAUAGCAAAGAGGGAUCCCAGACGGCUCCAGAGACCCAGAAUGGGGAGCAUCACCUACAAGAACGAGACUCGGGAAGCGACUCUCGCCUCCCACCUGCCGACACAGAAGCCCAGACCACCAACGACAAGAAGGCGCCGGCCUCCCUGACUGUCGUGCAGCUGACGAUAUUAAUCAAUAACAUCCCUGACGAGAGCCAUGUGGAGAAGCUGAACGUGUUCCUUUGUCUUUCCGACAUCACCAAUUAUUUGGCUUUCACGGAAGCCGCAGGGCGGAUAUGUGUGGCUCACUGGGAAGGCCCCCAGCGCCUGGGAUGCUUAUUUUUCCACGGAGAUCACCUUUUGGCGGUAAAUGACCUGAAGCCGCACGGCUUGGAGGAAGCCUACUUGUUUCUCAGACGGUCGGUCCAGAAGGAGAAAGUAAAACUCACCAUCGGCCGGAUCCAAAAUUCAGAGAAAUUCCACGCUAUAGACUGCACCUGCCCCUUGAAAUACCAAGUUGCCGUACCCUUUCAGCUGUCUGAACUGGAGAAGGUGCUGAAGAGGACUCCGGCCAUAAAGAGGGGCCAUCGGAAAAGUACUGAAGAGUAACAUGCCGGGACCCACUGAAGGGGUGAGGAAGGGACUCGGGCUCUGCACUGGGCUCUGCCACCUCCUGCUGUGUGACACCAGGCAAGCCAGCGCACCUCUCUGAAUUCCCGCGUCUGCAUCCUAACAAUGGGGAUGACGAUGCCUGUGCCAGCUGUUGCAUCAGACACAUGGAGAGGGCCGUGUGGAACAAGGACCAUGGAACUCAAUGAACAUAUAAGGCCUUAUCUCAGACUCUGUCCCAAACACCACAGACACAGACUGGGUAACUCCCUCAUCAAAAUGUGCUGUGUGUCCUGUGAGGUCGUGGUCCACACAAUCCCUUCUUUGUUAGGGAACGAACAGUUGAAAAUACUCAUUCCGGGAAGGCAAGACUCCCGGGAGAGACGGGAGACGGUGUGGGCCUUCCCAAACACCUCCUGCUCCUUGUCAUGUCCGGGCUCCAGAAUGCCGAGACAAAAUGCAACACACCCACAAGAAAAACAGUAAAGAAGAGAAGGAGGCGAAAAACCAAAAUAAACAAACAGCAUGCCGAGAUGGAGUGGCCCCUUGGAUUCAAUAAUUAUCUUGCUUUUAUUUAAAGAACCAGGAACUAUUAUAGAAAUUAAAGAAGUUUUAGGUUAUAUCCAGCAAAGAUCCGCUUGCUCUCCAAGUAAUAAGAGAACUACUUAGCGCUUCUAUAUUUGGAAGGUCUUAGUUAACUGAUGCAUUCACUAAUUGAUCCUGGAAGGCCAAAAGAAUCCGAUCUUUUUUCAUACACAGGAAAACAAGGGCGGAGAGCUAAAGGAUUAACCCACUCCGGGGGUGUCAGAACAAAGGGGGCUUCAGAAAAUACAGGGUGGGCAAAAGUAGGUUUCCAAUUGUUCGUAUGGAAAAUAAGGCAAUAAUUAAUUAAUAAUAAUACAGGAAUAAACUGUUUUGCCUCCUCACAGCUGGAAACCUACUUUUGCCCACCCCGUGUAUUCCGCCGUGUUGUGAUUUUGCGUGGGAAGAAACAAGGCCUCAGAUGUUUAACUGUGUGCUUCCCUCGUGGCUCCCAGUUCCCCUGACUGUU